Messenger RNA from Ordospora pajunii, 450 nucleotides. RefSeq lists its product as uncharacterized. Lineage: Eukaryota; Fungi; Microsporidia; Ordosporidae. The transcript has a single exon. Bases 1 to 450 code for a protein of 149 amino acids. The record is from RefSeq and is a predicted model, not a curated record.
AUGUUUUGCAUUGCAUGCCAGAGGAAGUUUAACACAAAGAAGGCAUACAAAGCUCAUGCUGAAACAGAUUCUCAUUUGAAGCAUGAAGAUGAGUAUAGUAAAAACAAAGGUUUGGUGGUUGAGAGGAACACAAGCAAUUUUAUUACGGACUUUCAAUCGUAUAUAUCUCAGAUUCCGGAGUACAAAGAGAUGGGACAGGUUUAUAAAGAGUAUCUGAGCAAAAGCCGGUUUCGAAUUGAGGGCACGCGAUUCAAAAGCAUAGAGGAAGUGAUAGAGAGGAUAUGCAGCGGGAUAUCUGUUUGCAGGGAAGAUGGAAAGAUUCUUGUCAAGCAGUUGCCCAAAAUCGAUGCCAACGCAUUGAAAAGAAUGCCGCUUCUUAAUUUGGAAAGACUUGCACAACCUUUCAGAAUACGUGUUGUUGAUAGGAAGAAAAUAAGAAGAUUGCUGUAA